This is a messenger RNA of Sporisorium graminicola, 249 nucleotides long. RefSeq lists its product as uncharacterized. The transcript is spliced from 3 exons. NCBI's taxonomy places the organism in Eukaryota, Fungi, Basidiomycota, Ustilaginomycetes, Ustilaginales, Ustilaginaceae. The record is from RefSeq and is a predicted model, not a curated record. The coding region runs from base 1 to 249 and encodes 82 amino acids.
AUGUCAGGCCAAGGCGGUACGCAAUCUCCUCCUCUUCAGGGCCGUGAGAACGAUCCUAUGGGUCAGUCGGCUCCCGGCAAGUCGUCGAAGGCUAUCCCCGACGAGCAGCAGCGCGGGGGCGUGUUUGGCAAUGGCGAGAACAAGGGUGCCGAGAGUGGUGAGGCCGGCGACUCCAACAGCGGCGCGGGCGACCUUGGCGAGGCUGUCAGCAAUGCAAAGCACGCUUCUCAACACCAGCCUGGCAAGUAA